Paramormyrops kingsleyae is the source of this 2672-nucleotide messenger RNA. RefSeq names its product 5'-nucleotidase, ecto (CD73) (gene nt5e). Lineage: Eukaryota; Metazoa; Chordata; Actinopteri; Osteoglossiformes; Mormyridae. Gene Ontology annotation, biological process: AMP catabolic process. Gene Ontology annotation, molecular function: metal ion binding; nucleotide binding; 5'-nucleotidase activity. The record is from RefSeq and is a predicted model, not a curated record. Gene Ontology annotation, cellular component: plasma membrane.
UGACAACGGGCGGCGUCGCUGGGGCUGCUGUCCGGGCUGAAGCCGCUUAUAUCGCUUUGCUGGGAGUCACUGCAGACAUACUGUAUGGGGGCUGAAAAUGGGACGCAAAGCUGCCGCUGCGAUUUUAAUUCGGCUCUUGCUCUGCCCUGGUUAUUUUGAUCUCCUUGCGGGCCUGGAGCUCACCCUGCUGCACACCAACGAUGUUCACGCACGAAUAGAGGAGACUAAUACGGACUCCGCCAGAUGCACCAAAGGGAACUGUUACGCCGGGGUGGCCAGGAGGUUUACUAAAAUAAAAGAGAUAAGGAGUCAGGAGAAGAACGUGCUGCUCCUGGAUGCAGGAGAUCAGUUUCAGGGCACCAUGUGGUUCAACUACUACAAGGGUGCCGAAGCUGCACAUUUCCUGAACAGACUUGGAUAUAACGCCAUGGCCCUGGGGAACCAUGAGUUUGACAAUGGAGUUGAGGGACUAAUUGCACCAUUUCUACAGAACGUGAACUGUACUAUCCUCAGUGCAAAUAUCAAGCCAGAUGCGAGUCUGGCUUCAGGCAUAAGUGGCUACUACUCUGCUUAUAAAAUAUUUGUCAUGGAGUCAGAGAAGGUGGCUGUUGUGGGUUACACAACUAAGGAGACGCCAGCUUUAUCUCAACCCGGCCCCCACUUAAAAUUCGAGGAUGAGGUUACAGCCCUCCAGAUUCAGGUGGACAAACUCAGGACAAUGGGCAUUAACAAAAUCAUUGCACUGGGACACUCUGGCUUCAUGGUGGACAAAGAAAUAGCUAAGAAAGUGCGGGGUGUCGAUGUGGUUAUUGGAGGACACACAAACACCUUCCUCUACACAGGAACGCCCCCAUCCAGAGAAGUCCCAGAGGGCACGUACCCGUUCCUGGUGAGGUCGCACGACGGUCGCGACGUCCCUGUCGUACAGGCCUAUGCCUUUGGAAAGUACCUGGGAUACCUCAAGGUGACCUUCGACAAGAACGGCGACGUAACCGGGGCUACGGGGAACCCAAUACUGCUCAACAGCAGCAUCCCGCAGGAUCCUGGCAUCCGUGCAGAAGUGGAGGACUGGAAGAGGAAGCUUUCUAAUUUUUCCGCAGAAUUUAUUGGGACAACCCUAGUAUAUCUCAACGGAACCUUUGAAGAAUGCCGAUUCCGGGAGUGCAAUCUGGGAAACUUAAUUUGUGAUGCCAUGGUUCAUCACAACAUUAAGUAUGCAGAUGAGGUCCAGUGGAACCACAUCGGCUCCUGCAUCCUAAACGGUGGCAGCAUCCGGGCCUCGAUCGACGAGCGCAGUCGAAACGGCUCCAUCACCAUGGAGGACCUCAUAUCGGUGAUGCCCUUCGGAGGCACGUUUGACAUGGUCCAGGUAAAAGGGUCAACGCUGAUGACUGCCUUCGAGCAUGCUGUCCACCGCUACGGAGGAAACACGGGCGAGUUCCUCCAGGUCUCGGGGAUUCAGGUGGAGUACGACAUGUCGAGACCUCCAGGCAGUCGUGUGACGUCGACUCGGCUCCUCUGUACCCAGUGCCGAGUGCCCCAGUACGAGCCUCUUGACCCGAAGCGGGUCUACAAGCUGCUUAUGCCAUCCUACAUGGUGGAUGGAGGGGACGGCUACUCUAUGAUUAAGAAUGAGAAACUUAAACAUGACAGUGGGGAUCUAGACAUCUCUGUGGUCUCCAGGUAUAUCCAGGAAAGGAAGAAGGUUCAUCCAGCUGUGGAAGGCCGCAUAAAGAUCUCCAACUGGCCCAGGGCGGGGGCGGCUGCGAGGGACCUACCACUGCUCACUCUGGCCUUGGCUUUGGCCACUAGCCUGUGUAGUGUCCCGUCCAUCGCCUGACCACGGUGUCUGCACUGCUGAAGAUCACAGCCAAGAGGCAGUCGGAGCAUGUGACCUCAGAUUCGGCCCACAUGUGGCCUAGACUAGUACCUACAAACGCUAGAACCUGAUGAAGACCUUUUCAUAUUAGGAAAUAGAGCUGUUCUCGGGUUCUUUAGUGCUGUCAGAGUUUAGAACAAUGAAUGGAUACAAAAAGUGACCUCCUGUCUCAAUGCAAAUUCCAUGGAGGCUACUGCUCUGAUGUCAGUCACACGAAGUCCCCUCUGGCCCAGAGCUCACUGUUGCCUUCCUGUGUUUUUAUACUUAAAUUUGAAAGAUGUUUGAAAUGGCGAUUAGAGCCAAGAGGACCAAAUAGGACCUGGAUGAAUUAAUCUUUUAGAAGAAAACUUGACAAAGAAGAUGUGGAGUCGACUGCCCUGUGAGGAUAGACAGAUGUACCACACAUUAAUGCUGAAAUUCACCAGCAGUGUCCCUAAGAAAUAAACAAGACAUUUGUUGGUCCCCAUAACAUAAAAUGUACCAAGUACAUCCAUAUAGCAAAUAGUCAUUCAUAAUGGUAGGUUAUCGAUUCAAAUCAGUUCCUCACAAGAGUUAAAUUGAAUUUUAACUAAAUAAUUUUAAUGCAUCACCAGUGCUUCAAGUUUUCCAUCCAUCCAUCACCAUAACCACUUAAUCCCAACUGGGGUCACCAGAGCCUAUUUCAGGAACAGGCAGAAACCGACCAUGGGCAGCCGCCAGCACACCUCGGGGCACACUCACGCACACACACACUCACGCACACACACACACUCACGCACACACACACUCACGCACACACACACUCACGCACACA